Molecule: messenger RNA, 4926 nt
Organism: Alternaria burnsii
Lineage: Eukaryota; Fungi; Ascomycota; Dothideomycetes; Pleosporales; Pleosporaceae
Product: tryptophan synthase
Exons: 10
Coding region: 1-4926 (1641 amino acids)
Biological process (GO): transmembrane transport; L-tryptophan biosynthetic process
Cellular component (GO): membrane; cytoplasm
Molecular function (GO): tryptophan synthase activity
Source: RefSeq, a predicted model, not a curated record
AUGGACGGCAUCAAGAAGACGUUUGCGCAAUGCAAGAAGGAGGGCAGGUCUGCUCUCGUCACCUAUGUGACUGCAGGUUUCCCUACCGCAGAGGAGACGCCAGACAUCAUGAUGGCCAUGGAGGCGGGAGGCGCUGACAUCAUCGAACUCGGCAUGCCCUUCACCGACCCCAUCGCAGACGGCCCGGCAAUCCAGACCGCGAACACACAAGCCCUCAAGAACGGCGUCAACAUUGGCAGCGUCCUCCAGAUGAUCCGCGAUGCGAGGAAGCGGGGUCUCAAGGCACCCGUCCUUCUUAUGGGAUACUACAACCCCCUGCUCAGCUACGGCGAGGAGAAGAUGCUGCAGGAUGCAAAGGAGGCCGGAGCCAACGGCUUCAUCAUGGUCGACCUGCCACCUGAGGAGGCUCUGCGCUUCAGGAACUUCUGCCGCAGCUAUGGUCUCUCUUACGUUCCGCUUAUCGCACCCGCUACGUCCGAGCACCGCAUGCGCGUCCUCUGCAAGAUCGCCGAUUCCUUCAUCUACGUCGUGUCUCGCAUGGGCGUCACUGGCGCCUCCGGUACCAUGAACGCCGCUCUUCCCCAGCUGCUCGAGCGCGUCCACAAAUACUCUGGCAACGUCCCGGCUGCCGUCGGUUUUGGUGUCAGCACACGCGACCACUACCUGAGUGUAGGCAAGAUUGCUGAGGGUGUCGUCAUCGGUAGCCAGAUUAUCAACACAUUGCUCAAGGCUGAACCAGGAACGGGCGCAAAGGCAGUCGAGAAGUACUGCGACGAGAUCUGCGGCAAGAGCACCCGCGGUGCGCCUCGGGAGGUCGGUAUCAUCGAGACAUUGAACGAGGCCAAGGAGCCUACCAACGUGCAUGUCGACAAGGUUAUUACCGACAAGGACACACCGGACGGUCCUGGCCUGGCUGAUCAGCUGGAGAUGCUCAACACUGAUGACGCUAACGGCACCAACGGUACACACGAACAGAAUGGAUUUGACGAGAAGCACAAGUUCCCCGCACGAUUCGGCGAAUUCGGUGGUCAAUACGUUCCUGAAUCGCUUAUGGACUGUCUCUCUGAGCUCGAGGAAGGUUUCAAUGCAGCCAUCGAAGAUCCCAAGUUCUGGGAAGAAUACCGUUCUUACUACGACUGGAUGGGUAGACCAGGUCAUCUGCAUCUUGCGGAGCGCCUUACUGAGCACGCCGGAGGUGCCAACAUCUGGUUGAAGCGAGAGGACUUGAAUCACACUGGAAGUCACAAAAUCAACAACGCACUCGGACAGGUGCUCAUUGCCAGGAGACUUGGAAAGACUGAGAUUAUUGCCGAGACUGGAGCUGGUCAGCACGGUGUUGCAACGGCCACGGUAUGCGCCAAGUUCAACAUGAAGUGCACCAUCUACAUGGGAGCUGAGGAUGUCAGGCGCCAAGCCUUGAAUGUGUUCCGCAUCAAGUUGCUUGGUGCACAGGUUGUUGCUGUCGAGGCUGGUGCUCAAACCCUGCGUGAUGCAGUCAACGAGGCAAUGCGCGCCUGGGUCGUCCACCUCGACACGACUCACUACAUUAUCGGAUCUGCCAUCGGCCCUCAUCCUUUCCCCACCAUUGUCCGCACUUUCCAGUCCAUCAUCGGAAACGAGACCAAGGAGCAGAUGCAGGCGAAGCGUGGCAAGCUUCCCGAUGCCGUAGUCGCUUGUGUUGGUGGUGGCAGCAACGCCGCAGGAAUGUUCUACCCCUUCUCCAAGGACCUUUCUGUCAAGCUUCUCGGUGUCGAAGCUGGUGGUGAUGGUGUCGACACCGACCGCCACAGCGCGACUCUCUCAGCCGGAAGCAAGGGUGUGCUCCACGGAGUCCGUACUUAUGUUAUUCAGAACAAGCACGGACAGAUUAGCGAGACUCACUCCGUCUCUGCUGGUCUUGACUACCCUGGUGUAGGACCUGAGCUUGCCAGCUGGAAGGACAGCGACCGUGCCAAGUUUAUUGCUUGUACAGAUGCCGAGGCCUUUAUUGGCUUCCGUCUCUUGUCACAGCUCGAGGGUAUUAUCCCCGCGCUGGAGACAUCGCACGCCGUGUUUGGUGCUAUUGAGCUGGCAAAGACGAUGAACAAGGACCAAGACGUUGUCAUUUGUGUGUCUGGACGUGGUGACAAGGACGUGCAGAGUGUUGCUGAGGAGCUGCCCAAGCUGGGACCCAAGAUCGGCUGGGAUCUGAGGUGUAAUCUGAACGACGACGUUGUCUGUACGAGUGACGAAAGCGCAUCCACAAUGUCCAGCUACCAGGCCGAGAAAGAGCUCCAGGAACUCGACACACGCCCAGAACAGCCGCACAGGGAGAGCAAGAGAGAACAGAAGCGACGGGAGAAGCUCGAGCAGCUUCGCGAGGCCCAAGAGAUGAAGUUCUCGCACAGUCUGCAGUUUAAUGCUGUGCCCGACUGGAGCAACCACUACAUCGCCUAUAGCAAUCUCAAGAAGCACAUCUACAGCCUUGAGACACAGCUCAACCAGAAGCAGGCGCACACCGACGCCGAGUCGUCACCACUCCUCAACGGAGAUGCCGACGAUCCAGACAAGAUCUUUACCAAUACCCUCGACACCGAACUAGAGCGCGUCACGUCCUUCUACAAGCUCAAGGAGAAUGAAAUCUUCGACGAGAUGGAGGCCCUGCUCAAGGACGAGGAGUCGUUCGAAUACCACCAGGACGAGUACAAUGAGGAGAAUGAGAAUGCGCCGCCGGGCAAGAAGAUGCGCAGCGGGAGUGUGUUCAAGGCGAUUGGCUUCCACCGACCGCGGGCCAUGAGCGGGGCAAGCGGACGGUCAACAGAUCACGGCGCAGACGGUGACGCAUCCGGCGACGACUCCGAGGACGAAGACGCCGACGAGACUGCGCGGCUUCGCAAGAAGAGCCCAGACGGCCAGCGGCGACGAAGACGGACAAUCGACGAAGACAUGGCAGCCUCGCACGCCUCCUCGCGACGGAAGACAAGCGUCGCAUUCGAAGACUACAACGACAUGGCCUUCUCCGCGCUGUACGAAGAAGGCGUAUCGCUGAAGAAACGCCUGGUUAGCGUAUACGUCCUACUGUGCGAACUCCGCUCCUUCAUCCAGCUCAACAAGACGGGAUUCGAAAAAGUGCUGAAAAAGUACGACAAGAUCAUGGACCGCAAGCUCAAGAAGACAUAUCUGAGCAAAUACGUUUACCCCGCCUAUCCCUUCCAGCAGAGCACCAUGGACGAGCUGACGCGCAAUCUCGAGCGCAUGGAAUCCGCCUACGCGCAAAUCGGCACAAAAGGCGACAUUGCCGAGGCGAAGCGCGAAUUGAGAUUACAUCUGCGCGAACACGUCGUCUGGGAACGGAAUACGGUCUGGCGAGAGAUGAUUGGAAUCGAGCGGAAAGCGCAAGCGGCGAAUAUCGGUAUCAGCCAUACACUGCUUGGACGCGAUACCACGGGUGGCAAGAUACGGCGGCAGGGCGACGACGUCGAGUCGGAUAUGAAGGAGGUGGAUACGCCGAUUGGGCGAUACCGGUGUCCGCAAUGGCUGCUCAGCAGGACGUUUUGGAUCCUGCUGAGUUGUAUUGCCGUGUUUGUUGUGUUGCUUGUUGUGCCCAUUAUGGAGGCGCCUGAGCAGCAGAAUUGUCUUGCCAUGGUCAUCUUUGUCAGUUUACUGUGGGCUACAGAGGCUAUACCCCUCUUCGUCACGUCCCUUCUGGUUCCUUUCCUUGCUGUGACGUUGAAUGUCGUCCGAAGCGAUGUCGAACCUCACAAGCGUCUGGAAUCAAAGGCCGCAGCGUCAUACGUCUUCUCUGCCAUGUGGACGCCUGUCAUCAUGUUGCUGUUGGGUGGGUUUACCAUCGCGGCUGCGCUGUCAAAGUAUAAUAUUGCUAAGAUGAUGGCUACACUUGUUCUUAGCAAGGCUGGAACCAAGCCAAGGACUGUGCUGUUGGUCAACAUGUUUGUGGCCAUGUUUGCUAGUAUGUGGAUUAGCAAUGUCGCAGCGCCUGUGCUUUGCUUCUCCAUCAUCCAGCCUAUCCUUCGUAAUUUGCCUGCCGACUCCGACAUGACCAAAGCCCUCCUCAUGGGCAUCGCCCUCUCCUCCAACAUAGGCGGUGCCGCUUCCCCCAUUGCGUCCCCCCAGAACCUAAUCGCACUGCAGAACAUGCACCCGGAGCCUUCCUGGGGCAUAUGGUUCUUCGUCGCCUUGCCCGUGUGUAUCAUUUCCAUCCUGCUCAUCUGGGUCUUCCUCCUGGCUACUUUCCAACCCGGAAAAGGGCCGUCCAUUGUUCCCAUCCGGCCGCUCAAGGACAAGUUCACGGGUGUGCAGUGGUUCAUUACCAUUGUCACCGUCGUGACCAUUGUCUUGUGGUGCGUCAGCCACCAGCUUGAAGCUACGUUUGGUGACAUGGGCGUCGUAGCCAUCAUCCCCAUUGUCCUCUUCUUCGGCACGGGUAUCCUCACUAAAGAAGACUUCAACAACUUCCUCUGGACCAUCAUCAUACUCGCCGCCGGCGGCCUUUCGCUCGGCAAAGCAGUCAACAGCUCCGGUCUCUUACACACCAUUGCCCUUUCCAUUACCGCUGGCGUGGAAGGAAUGAGUCUGUACGGCGUCCUCGUCACGUUUUGUGCCUUAAUUCUCGUCGUGGCCACCUUCAUCUCGCAUACCGUUGCCGCGCUCAUCGUGCUGCCCCUUGUGCAGCAGGUGGGGCAGCAGAUGCCGGAGCCGCAUCCGAAUCUACUCGUCAUGGGCGCUGUGUUGAUGGCGAGUGGGGCCAUGGGCUUGCCGACGAGCGGGUUCCCGAAUAUGACGGCCAUUAUGAUGGAGGAUCAGAGGACGGGCCAGAGGUACCUUGCUGUCAAGCAUUUUUUGACCAGGGGUGUUCCCGCGAGUAUUAUGACGUUUGGGGUUAUUGUUACGGUGGGGUAUGGAUUGAUGCUUGCGGUUGGGUUUUAA